This is a messenger RNA of Scatophagus argus, 1679 nucleotides long. RefSeq names its product lysophosphatidic acid receptor 2a (gene lpar2a). The record is from RefSeq and is a predicted model, not a curated record. The transcript is spliced from 5 exons. Gene Ontology annotation, cellular component: membrane. Gene Ontology annotation, molecular function: melanocortin receptor activity. Bases 328 to 1434 code for a protein of 368 amino acids. Gene Ontology annotation, biological process: G protein-coupled receptor signaling pathway. Lineage: Eukaryota; Metazoa; Chordata; Actinopteri; Scatophagidae.
AUUGACACGUCUCAAAUAAUCCAGUUUCUCAAUGCGACCACAAGAGGGCGGUAAACACAUAAUCAAGUUGACGGUGCAUUCAAUUCCAAUAUGUGAAUGGAGGUGGACAAGAUAUUUUCGAAGGUAUUGGUUGGAGGCAGCACGGCUACCUGUCAGUCAGGUUCAGCUGAUUCGAGUGUAUGAUUCAGAGAGGCGUCGUCUUCAGACCGCAUUAAGUAACAGAAGUGAGAACAGCUCUGGACUUUCUAUUUCAUCAGAUGGCGGCUAUAUUUACACCUGGUUUCGUAUCGAACAUGUCUGCAUGGAGAAGAACAUAAACGCGCCGUGAUGGCCAUGGAGAGCAGUGUGUGGAAUACCUGCGACUACAGCCACAAUGUCACUUUCUUCUACAAUUGGGUGGGUAAGAAGAUCAAUGUAGUGUGGACGACGCGGGACCUUAUGGUGAUUGGACUGGGCUUGACAGUAUGUCUCAUCGUAGUCCUGGCCAACCUGAUGGUGAUGGUGGCCAUAUUCAUGAACCAGCGCUUCCACUUCCCCAUCUAUUAUCUCCUGGCCAACAUGGCUGCGGCAGACCUGUUUGCGGGCAUUUCCUACAUCAACCUGAUGCUGAACACAGGGCCCUGGACCAGCACUCUCACCAAGGAGCAGUGGUACAUCCGCGGGGCUUUGAUCGACAUCAGCCUGACAGCCUCGGUGGCCAACCUGCUGGCUGUUGCCGUGGAGCGCCACCAGACCAUCAUUACCAUGCAGCUGCACAGCACCAUGUCCAAACGGCGCGUGGUGCUGCUGAUAGUCUGCAUCUGGGCCGUGAGCAUCAUCAUGGGCCUGGUACCCUCCACAAUUUGGAACUGUGAGUGUGAUCUGGAUGACUGCUCCACGGUUGCGCCCCUCUACAGCCGCCGCUUCCUCAUUUUCUGGGCAGUUCUGAACUUGCUCACAUUCUUCAUCAUGGUGGCCAUGUACACCCGCAUCUUCAUCUAUGUGAGAUGCCAGAGUAAUUAUGCGUCUCAGCAUUCCUCGGACAUGCAGCCCAGCCAGACUGUUGUCAGGCUGAUGAAAACUAUCUCCAUGGUUCUCGGAGCCUUCGUAAUCUGCUGGACGCCAGGCCUAGUGACUCUCUUACUCGACGGACUGUUGGGUAAAGCCAGCCGUGCCAACGACUACGAGAAGUUCUGUUUGGUGAUAGCCGAGUGCAACUCUCUUGUCAAUCCCAUCAUCUACUCCCUGCGAGAUGAAGAGAUGCGGGGGACGUUCAAGUCCAUCCUGUGCUGCCUGUGUUCAAGAAGAGCUGACCAGCAGAGGGAGAUGUCACUCGUCAACAUUGACUCACCGCUUCCGGAGGAAACACUCAGCUGUGUUCAGAAGUCAGAGGAUCAGAUCGGCUGUAUGGAAACAAACAAUAAAGAAGACAGCUGGACAAUGCUGGAGGUUUGAUGGCUUUCACUGAUGUGUAACCAGCACACAAUGCAUAAUAUUCUUAAUGUUGGAUAUCAGCCAACUUCUGCCAAACUUCCCUUUUUUCCAUGUUUGUAUUGUGAAUUGAAAUAACAAAAAAAAUGCACCUGUUGAAAAGAUUGAGAGUUUUAUCCAUGUUGGACGUACGCUUUCAUUUCUCAGAAUCGUGUUGUCCUCAGUCUCAGUGAGGCUGACAGAUUCACAUAUUAAAUCAUCAGAUGGUG